AUGGCUUUUCCAGGAGGCGUGGGCUCCAUGCCAGCCGCCAUGAAUCCCAAUGCAGGCAUGUCCGAGCAGGAGCAGCAAAUGGUGAAAGCAAUGCAAAUGGGUAUGGAGUCUUGCAUCGGCAAGACAGUAAUGGCAGGCGUAAUGGGUGGCGGUCUGGGUGCUAUGUUUGGGCUCUUCAUGGCUUCCAUGCGAUACGAUACCCCGAUGUCACAGCCCCUCCCCGUCAACACGCCGGCUACAAAACCUACAACCGCAGCCACCGGCGCAACGGCAACGGCAGGCGUCAAGCCUUCGACGAUAGCUACCGGUAGCGUCAACUCCGCAUCCGCAGCCACUCUCACCCCAGCACCCUCGGCCUCUGCGACUGCUACCCUUCCAAACCCCACCGCUACCGGUACCGUACCGCUUACCGACCUUCCCCUACGCCAGCAACUACGGGCCGGCCUGCGCGACAUGUACCGAUCCUCAAUUUCUAGCGGACGCAACUUCGCCAAAGUUGGUGCUAUUUUCUCAGGCACCGAGUGCGCAAUCGAGGGGCUCCGAGCCAAGAACGAUCUGUACAACGGAGUGGCGGGGGGCUGCUUGACUGGGGGUAUAUUGGCAAGAAAUGCUGGGCCGCAAGCCGUGGCCGUAGGAUGCGCAGGCUUCGCAGUUUUCAGUGCGGCCAUCGAUGCGUAUAUGCGUAUGCCAGAGGACGAGAGAAGCAAACCUAUCGCGUAA
Messenger RNA from Alternaria viburni, 720 nucleotides. RefSeq lists its product as uncharacterized. Gene Ontology annotation, cellular component: TIM22 mitochondrial import inner membrane insertion complex. Lineage: Eukaryota; Fungi; Ascomycota; Dothideomycetes; Pleosporales; Pleosporaceae. Gene Ontology annotation, biological process: protein insertion into mitochondrial inner membrane. Bases 1 to 720 code for a protein of 239 amino acids. Gene Ontology annotation, molecular function: transmembrane protein transporter activity. The transcript is spliced from 3 exons. The record is from RefSeq and is a predicted model, not a curated record.